This is a messenger RNA of Trifolium pratense (red clover), 694 nucleotides long. Its product is annotated as SKP1-like protein 1A. The record is from RefSeq and is a predicted model, not a curated record. Gene Ontology annotation, cellular component: cytoplasm; nucleus. The transcript has a single exon. Gene Ontology annotation, biological process: SCF-dependent proteasomal ubiquitin-dependent protein catabolic process. Bases 70 to 555 code for a protein of 161 amino acids. Lineage: Eukaryota; Viridiplantae; Streptophyta; Magnoliopsida; Fabales; Fabaceae. Gene Ontology annotation, molecular function: cullin family protein binding.
ACACUUCACUCUCUCUCCUUUCAAAAUUAGGGUUUAGGGUUUUUCACUUUUCUCAAAUCAAUCAAAACAAUGGCAUCCACCUCAGAGAAAAACGUUAAAACAUCAGAGAAGAAGAUCCUUCUAAAGAGUUCCGACGGCAAAACCUUCGAAGUCGAACCGGCAAUUGCAAUGCAAUCUCAAACAAUCAAGCACAUGAUAGAUGACAAUUGUGCUGAUGAAACCGGAAUCCCAAUUCCGAACGUAACCGGAAAGAUCAUGGCGAAGGUUAUUGAGUAUUGUAAGAAACAUGUUGAAGCCACGAGUUCCGAGAAAAACCCCUUUUCAACAUUUGAUAGGGAAUUUGUUAUGGUUGAUCAACCUACUCUGUUUGAUCUCAUCUUGGCUGCAAACUAUUUGGAUAUUAAGGGUUUGUUAGAUCUCACAUGCCAGACUGUUGCUGACAUGAUAACGGGUAAGACACCGGAGGAGAUUCGUAAGACUUUUAACAUUGAAAAUGACUUUAGUCCUGAGGAAGAGGCCGAAGUUCGUCGCCAAAAUGACUGGGCAUUUGAGUGAUUAUUGAAGGAAUAUGUUAACUUAAUCUCUAAAUAGAUUAUAAUAGUUUAGCUACAGUUUAAGAGACUAAUGUUUGUUUGUUUGUUUUUGACCCCAAAGAGACUAAUGUUUUAGUUUUCAUAAAAAAAUAAAUAAAAAA